Messenger RNA from Uncinocarpus reesii 1704, 348 nucleotides. Its product is annotated as pre-mRNA branch site protein p14. Gene Ontology annotation, cellular component: cytoplasm; ribonucleoprotein complex; nucleus. The coding region runs from base 1 to 348 and encodes 115 amino acids. Gene Ontology annotation, molecular function: mRNA binding. The record is from RefSeq and is a predicted model, not a curated record. The transcript has 5 exons. Lineage: Eukaryota; Fungi; Ascomycota; Eurotiomycetes; Onygenales; Onygenaceae.
AUGAGCCGUAGCACAAAACUCGCCCCCGAAGCUAACAGGAUCCUCUUCGUAAAGAACCUUAGCUACAACGUUACUGCAGACGAGCUUUUCGACCUCUUCGGAAAGUUCGGACCUAUCCGACAAAUUCGCCAAGGCAUUGCCGCGAACUCCAAAGGCACUGCGUUUGUGGUAUAUGAGGACGUUCAUGAUGCCAAACAAGCCUGCGACAAGUUGAACGGGUUCAAUUUUCAGAACCGAUACCUUGUUGUUCUAUACCAUCAACCUGAAAAGAUGGCAAAAUCGAAAGAAGACCUUGCAGCACGACAAGAGAAUCUGGAGAAGCUCAAGCAACAGCACGGCAUCGAAUAA